Molecule: messenger RNA, 1437 nt
Organism: Suncus etruscus (white-toothed pygmy shrew)
Lineage: Eukaryota; Metazoa; Chordata; Mammalia; Eulipotyphla; Soricidae
Gene: HCRTR2
Product: hypocretin receptor 2
Exons: 7
Coding region: 52-1386 (444 amino acids)
Biological process (GO): circadian sleep/wake cycle process; feeding behavior; G protein-coupled receptor signaling pathway
Cellular component (GO): membrane
Molecular function (GO): orexin receptor activity
Source: RefSeq, a predicted model, not a curated record
GCAGGGGGACAGAAGCUUGCAGCAUUGAACCUAACCGGAUUGAAGCCCGUGAUGUCCGGAACCAAACUGGAGGAAUCCCCUCCUUGUCUCAACUGGUCAUCUGCUUUGGAGCUGAAUGAAACUCAAGAGCCCUUUUUAAACCCCACCGAUUAUGACGACGAGGAAUUCCUGCGUUACCUGUGGAGGGAAUACCUCCAUCCGAAAGAAUACGAGUGGAUCCUGAUCGCUGGCUACAUUAUUGUGUUCGUGGUGGCUCUCAUUGGGAACGUCCUGGUUUGUGUGGCAGUGUGGAAGAACCACCACAUGAGAACAGUAACCAACUACUUCAUAGUCAACCUUUCUCUGGCUGAUGUGCUUGUGACCAUUACCUGCCUUCCAGCCACACUGGUUGUGGACAUUACAGAGACCUGGUUCUUUGGACAGUCCCUCUGCAAAGUGAUUCCUUAUUUACAGACUGUGUCAGUGUCAGUAUCUGUCCUCACCCUGAGCUGCAUUGCUUUGGAUAGAUGGUAUGCAAUCUGCCAUCCUUUGAUGUUUAAGAGCACAGCUAAGAGGGCCCGGAACAGCAUAGUCAUUAUCUGGAUUGUCUCCUGCAUUAUAAUGAUUCCUCAGGCCAUUGUUAUGGAGUGCAGCACAAUGCUCCCAGGCUUAGCUAAUAAAACUACUCUGUUUACUGUGUGUGAUGAACAUUGGGAUGGUGAAAUUUAUCCAAAGAUGUAUCACAUCUGUUUCUUUCUGGUGACAUACAUGGCACCACUGUGUCUUAUGAUAUUGGCAUAUCUACAAAUAUUUCGUAAAUUAUGGUGCAGGCAGAUCCCGGGAACAUCUUCUGUGGUUCAGAGGAAAUGGAAGCCCCUACAACCCAUUUCACAGGCUCGAGGUCCAGGGCAGCAGACCAAGUCCAAGAUUAGUGCUGUGGCUGCUGAAAUAAAACAGAUACGAGCCAGAAGGAAAACAGCCCGGAUGCUGAUGGUUGUGCUUUUGGUGUUUGCAAUUUGCUAUCUGCCAAUUAGCAUCCUCAAUGUGCUAAAGAGGGUAUUUGGGAUGUUUACUCACACGGAAGACAGAGAGACUGUAUAUGCUUGGUUCACAUUUUCACAUUGGCUUGUAUAUGCCAAUAGUGCUGCAAACCCAAUUAUUUAUAAUUUUCUCAGUGGAAAAUUUCGAGAAGAAUUUAAAGCUGCCUUCUCUUGUUGUUGCCUUGGAGUUCACCACCGCCAGGAGAAUCGACUCAACAGAGGAAGAACAAGCACAGAGAGUAGGAAAUCUCUUACUACCCAGAUCAGCAACCUUGAUAACAUACCAAAACUCUCUGAGCAAGUUGUGCUCACCAGUAUAAGCACACUUCCAGCUGCUAAUGGAGCAGGACCCCUUCAAAACUGGUAGAAUAUUUAUUCAUAUGGCAAGAAAACCUGAGUUAAAUAUUCUUUCUUUUAU